Phytophthora nicotianae INRA-310 is the source of this 417-nucleotide messenger RNA. RefSeq lists its product as hypothetical. Bases 1 to 417 code for a protein of 138 amino acids. The record is from RefSeq and is a predicted model, not a curated record. The transcript has 2 exons. Lineage: Eukaryota; Oomycota; Peronosporomycetes; Peronosporales; Peronosporaceae.
AUGGAUGCGUUACGUGGAGAGCUGUUCUUUGAUAAGAUUGACCCUGAAGAUAUUAACGUUGGGUAUGGAUCCGCAAGUGAUGUUAAAAGCGAGUUGGGUACUGAAGAAGAAUUGGACGUUCCUGCGGAGCCUGGAUCAGUGUAUGAAAGCGAGGUAGAUUCUGACAGCGACUUUGAUGACGACUCCAGCGCGUUCCUGCAAGACGACACCGAUAUGCGUCAACUCACAGCCACGGGUUGGGAUAUCUACGAUGAGCAUCAUUCCGUGGAGGGCAUUCCUGCUGUGGCGAAGGCGCAACGAGACAAGCAGCUACAGGCUCAGCUCAGGGAUCCUGUGAAGUCGGCCCAACCUCUUGAAGUCUUAGAACAGAAGCUGCGCAAGGUGAAGCCAAUUCAAGCACAUGAAUUCUUUACGUGA